This is a messenger RNA of Hemicordylus capensis (graceful crag lizard), 2860 nucleotides long. RefSeq names its product zinc finger protein 410-like. Lineage: Eukaryota; Metazoa; Chordata; Lepidosauria; Squamata; Cordylidae. Gene Ontology annotation, biological process: regulation of transcription by RNA polymerase II. The transcript has 12 exons. Gene Ontology annotation, cellular component: nucleus. The coding region runs from base 765 to 2165 and encodes 466 amino acids. The record is from RefSeq and is a predicted model, not a curated record. Gene Ontology annotation, molecular function: transcription coregulator activity.
AGCGCUUGCCCCGGGAAAAGACGGGAGGGGGAAAGGGGGAGAGCGCUAUGCCCCCCUCCCCAGGCCGUGGAGGGAAAGGGGCGCACACAGGCACGCGGGGAUUGCUCCUGCGGCGUCCCCCUCCCUCCCCCGCUUCCUCCCCGUUCUUGGUCCGGUCCGGUCGUUAGGAGGAGCCCUUGUCUCUCCUCGCCGUAGGAGUGGCCCGGCCGGGUUGGCCUUGUCGCAGGGCAGUCGAUAUGGGACGGGUCGCUUCCUCUGCCCUCAGCGCCGCUCUGUCUGUGUGGGAGCCAGUCUCACUCUUCCUGCGGCCAGCGGCGGGCGGGCGGGCGGGCAACCCCGGUGUUUGUCCCUAGGCUGGCCUGGUUGUUUAGCCACUGAGCCCCUUUGCAAGGGGUCUGGUGGCUGAUCCUUUUUGCUUCGGAUCCUGGCCGGUCUCUGUUGCGCCUUUGUUGCAGCUGCUUUGGCAGGAGAAGUCUCCGAGCUACUUAAUCGUUGAGAAGAAUUGGGCUGCCACUCUGCGUAGGUGGGAGCACUGGCCUCUUUAUCCUAGAGCAGGUCUGCAAAGCUUAAGGCCCCAGGGGCAGGAUCUGGCCGGCGGAGACUUCUGUGCUGGCCCACAGAUUAAACUGAGCAGCCCUCUACUACAGCUCACCUCAAGAAGUCGUGAGGCUGGAAUAUGUUCAUUAUCGCAGAACGCUGCUCAUUUUGAACUCUAAACUUUGUGCCUUACCCAAAUCUGCUUUGGGAAUUGGAAACUUGAAUCAAUGUUAUCAGAUGAGUUAGAGUCUAAACCAGAGCUGCUGGUUCAGUUUGUUCAAAACACAUCUAUUCCACUAGGACAGGGGCUUGUGGAAUCAGAAGCUAAAGAUAUUACUUGUCUGUCUCUCCUCCCUGUUACUGAAUCUCCAGAAUGCAAUCGGCUGAUGCUUCCAGAUGACUCUCCAGGCCACACUAGCCCUUCAAAAGAUGUUUCCUCCUCGGCUGUUUUACGGAGCCUCCAGGUGAAUGUUGGCCCUGAUGGUGAGGAGACAAGGGCACAAACUGUACAGAAGCCACCUGAGCUUCUGCCGAGCCCCGAUACGUCUAGCUUAUUGCAAGACCUCCAACCCAGUGAUAGCACUUCUUUUAUCCUCCUCAAUUUAACACGAACAGGUCUAGGUUCCCCAUCGGAGCACUUGGUGUUUGUCCAAGAUGAAGCAGAGGAUUCUGGGAACGACUUCUUCUCCAACGAUAGCACAGACAGCAGUACUCCAUGGUUUUUACGAGUGCAGGAACUAGCCCAUGACAGCUUGAUUGCUGCCACUCGAGCACAGCUCGCCAAGAAUGCCAAAGCAAGCAAUAAUGGUGAAAAUGUUCAUGUUUGCUCAGGAGAACCACAACCGAAAGAAUCUAGCCCCAUCCCUCACCUGCCCCGUGUGGAGAAAAAGUUGAAGUGCACCGUUGAAGGCUGUGAUAGGACAUUUGUGUGGCCGGCCCACUUCAAAUAUCACCUAAAAACCCACAGGAAUGACCGGUCCUUCAUCUGUCCUGCAAAAGAUUGUGGGAAAAGCUUCUAUGUCCUGCAGAGGUUGAAGGUACACAUGAGAACACACAAUGGGGAGAAGCCAUUCAUCUGCACUGAGCUAGGCUGUGGGAAACAGUUCACGACGGCUGGGAAUCUGAAAAAUCACCUGCGGAUUCAUACUGGGGAAAAACCCUUCUUGUGUGAAGCUCAGGGCUGUGGUCGUUCCUUUGCUGAAUACUCCAGCCUUCGGAAACACCUAGUUGUCCACUCAGGAGUAAAGCCCCACCAAUGCCAAAUCUGUGGGAAGACGUUUUCUCAGAGUGGUAGUAGGAAUGUGCACAUGAAGAAACAUCAUUCCAGAGCUGGAACAGCUAGCAAUAGACAGCACGAACAAACAGAAUCGCUUAUGGGUAGUAGUCUGUUGGAAGAAUCUGAAGUGCACAGCAAGAAUCUGGUGUCCAUGAGCUCACCACCUAGCCUAGGUGUGGAAUCCUUGCACUUGCCAGAUACAGAAUCAAUUAUUGGUGUAAAAGAGGAGGUUCUUGUUGAAGCAACAACAAACACGCUCCAUGGUGCACCUGAUGUGGUUUUGCCGUCUCAUCAUCUGAUGCCCAUGUCAACAUCAAGGCACACCUAUGGGGUGUCAGCUUUGCUACAGUAAAUCCACAGAUACAGAAGGAAGAACAAAACUAUGACGUAUUGAACACAUGUGAAGGCUUGUGUGGUGUGCUCAAGAAGCCAUGUGGUACCUGAAUUCCCAGAGUUCAUGCUGUGCCUGUAGCAUACCUUUCAUGACAUGCUGGACUGGAGGCCUGGAAUAUGGUUCUGCUUCAGUCACUGGAAACUUUGUUUCCUGAAGAAGAGAGCUGCAACUAAUGUUUGAACAAUGUGGUGUUCCUGUUGAACCUCCAAAGGCCAGGAGACAACUCAUGUAACUAGUCCAGAGAGCCUCCCGCCCCCAUCCCUUCUGAAGCUGGUCAUAAGCUCGGCAUUAUAUUGGCUUGUUCUCCUUGGAGAAGUAGCUUUUUAGAUUGUAGUGAAUUCUGCCACAAGGUACUGCACUCUUGUUCUUGCUUCUGAGUUGAGGGGUGGUUCUGUGGUUUCUUUUGGAGCUAGAGCUUCCACAUCCCCUUGCUUUGUGCAGAUACAUUCACUAAUGCUGCUUUUGCUCGAAAUUAAAGACCUGAUGAUCUUCAGUGGAUUGCCUAAGACACCCUGUUACUUGCUUCUCAUCGCAAUAUUUUAAUUUCUAAUUAUUAAGGUUUUUAGGACUUUUAAUUUAAAAGAAAAUCAGAGGUAGAAACUAUUCAGUGGUGUUCGAUUGUAAAUAAACCAUGUAUUUCAACAUCUGAAGAA